This is a messenger RNA of Saccoglossus kowalevskii, 337 nucleotides long. RefSeq names its product protein pelota-like. Gene Ontology annotation, cellular component: cytoplasm. The record is from RefSeq and is a predicted model, not a curated record. NCBI's taxonomy places the organism in Eukaryota, Metazoa, Hemichordata, Enteropneusta, Harrimaniidae. Gene Ontology annotation, biological process: nonfunctional rRNA decay; ribosome disassembly; nuclear-transcribed mRNA catabolic process, non-stop decay.
AGACAAGUGACGCUAAUUCCGGAGGAAUCUGAAGACAUGUGGCAUGCUUAUAAUCUAGUUGCAACUGGUGAUAGCUUACGAUCGACAACCGUACGUAAAGUUCAAACCGAGUCAGCAACAGGAAGUAGUAGUAGCAGUAGAGUGCGUACCAUGCUGACGAUAUGUGUUGAAGAUAUUUACUUUGAUACACAAGCAUGUGUUCUAAGAGUUAAAGGACGAAAUAUUCAGGAGAACCAAUAUGUGAAGAUGGGUGCUUAUCACACAAUAGAUUUAGAACUGAAUCGUAAAUUUACGCUAGCCAAGGCAAAAUGGGAUAUUAUACAGCUAGACAGAAUAG